UUAUGGCCUUGGUGUCAGAUUUUCUCUUUGCUUUUCAGUCUCUGCACAUUGGGAAGGUGAACACCACUGUACCCCAGACUCUCGCCACCAUUUCAACCUGUUCAGGGAGCAGCUCCCCCCAAGCCACAGUAACAGAGGAGCUUCUCCACCACCAAGAAAGCAAGGGACCUUAUCCAACCACUUGAGGGGCGGAGAAGGGGAUUUUGGUUUAUCCUCCCACCCCUGUUGAAUUUAUUUAAAAUUAGACCUGGUAGGGGACCUGAACCUGUGACCUGUUGACUUGGAACGUGCGAGAGGAUGAAGGGGCCGUGGCUCGUGCUGGCAGCUCUGUGCCUCGCCCUGGCAAGUCUGGGAGCCUGGGCAGAGGACGGACUCAAUUUCCCAGAGUAUGACGGAGAGGAUAGGGUGAUCAACAUCAACUUGAAGAACUACAAGGCAGCGCUGAAGAAGUACGAUGUGUUGGCCUUGCUGUACCACGACCCUAUUGAGGAUGACAAGGCUUCACAGAGGCAGUUUGAAAUGGAGGAGCUUAUUUUAGAGUUAGCUGCCCAAGUCCUGGAAGAUAAAGGCGUAGGAUUUGGUUUGGUCGACUCUGAGAAAGAUUCAGCUGUAGCCAAGAAGUUAGGUCUGCAUGAAGAAGACAGUAUCUAUGUGUUCAAGGAUGACGAAGUCAUCGAAUAUGACGGAGAGUUCUCUGCUGACACCUUGGUCGAAUUUCUACUGGAUGUGCUCGAGGAUCCCAUAGAGUUCAUCGAUGGAAGUCACGAACUUGCUGCCUUUGAGAAUCUGGACGAUGAGCCCAAACUUAUUGGAUUCUUCAAGAACGAGGAUUCUGAACAUUACAAAGCCUACUUAGAUGCGGCAGAGGAAUUCCAUCCGUACAUACCAUUCUUCGCUACCUUUGACAGCAAGGUUGCCAAGAAGCUGACACUCAAGCUGAAUGAGAUUGACUACUACGAGCCUUUCCAUGAUGAACCCGUCACCAUUCCCGAUAAACCCAACAGUGAAAAAGAGAUUGUAGAAUUCCUGCACUUGCACAAGAGACCAACACUGAGGAAGCUACGGCCAGACAGUAUGUAUGAAACCUGGGAAGACGAUUUGAACGGAAUCCACAUUGUAGCCUUCGCAGAAGAGGACGAUCCAGAUGGUUAUGAAUUCCUGGAGAUCAUCAAAGAAGUCGCAGAAGACAACACAGAUAACCCAGACCUGAGCAUUAUUUGGAUUGACCCAGAGGAUUUCCCAUUGCUGAUUCCAUACUGGGAGGAGACGUUUGGGAUUGACCUCUCUCGACCUCAUAUUGGUGUGGUGAAUGUGACAGAUGCCGAUAGUGUCUGGAUGGACAUGGAUGAUGAAGAGGAUUUACCCACAGUAGAUGAACUGGAAGACUGGAUUGAAGAUGUUUUGGAUGGUGAUAUCAACACAGAAGACGAUGAUGAUGACGACGACGACGAUGAUGACGAUGAUGACGACGAUGAUGACGACGAUGAUGACGACGAUGAUGACGACGAUGAUGACGACGAUGAUGAUGACGAUGAUGAUGAUGACGACGAUGAUGACGAUGACUAAACAGUCAUUUAUUAAGUCGUUAGCAUCUAACUAGUUUAUAUACACGUCAAAAAUCUGACUUUAUCAACAAAAUAUUUUUGUAUGAAUUCUUGAAAUUUAAUCUCUCCUUUAAUUAUCCAAUAUGAUUGUAACCCCCAGAUUAGGAAAAGUCCAGUUGUUUUGGGCAUGAGGCAUCCUGAGGGACAUAAUUAUUAAAACAUAAUAGCCCCCAAGAAACACCUAAUGCUAUGCCAAACUUAAAUUUGAGACAAAUCAAAAAAGAAUGGAACUAGCAAUAACCUGAAAAGAUUCAGUAUUAUAAACUCCCUGAUAAGACAUCAAAGCUAAAUCAUCAUUUUCUAAGACCAAAGAAGACUCUGUCCAUCCUAAUCUCAACAAAUAAAAAAAUUCCACAAAGUAUUUAAUUAAACCGGGGUCCAGAAGAACUCUGUGUCGAUUCUCGGUGCGCAAAGACCCAAUAUGAGUUAAGAAAUUACCCUUACAAACCCAAAGAUUACAAAGCACCGAUUAAGCAUUUCUAUGAUGUUUAAUUCUGGCCUCUACAAUAGCUAUUGCUAAACCUUACCAUUGUAUGAAAAAUGUCAUCUAGCUGGUCCUACUGACCACUAGCUAUGAUUACAGCUCUCACCAAGCUAUUGCAGCAGUUAUGAGCAACAACAGUUGGUAAUAUAUCCACAUGAAAGCUGGUGCUACUUAUUACCAACUGUAGUUCUUAUCCUCAUGGCAUAAUCUCCACGCUAUAGCUGGUGUUAGCUGGCUAUAUCUGGCUCUAGGUUUUAGCUGUAGACGGUGUUACUUUGUAACUACCGCUGGUGUGAUCUUCCUAUCUCCUAGCUGCAGCUAGUGGUAUCUCUGAGCUAUAGCUAGGUUUAUCACCUAGCAAUAGCUAGUUUUAUUUAUUUGCAUAUAAUAUGCAGGUAACUUAGCACACCGAUGUGUGAAUUCUUAAAACAAAAUUAAUAAAGCUAUCUGUAAAUA
Pelobates fuscus (common spadefoot toad) is the source of this 2544-nucleotide messenger RNA. RefSeq names its product calsequestrin 1 (gene CASQ1). Bases 298 to 1566 code for a protein of 422 amino acids. The transcript is spliced from 11 exons. Gene Ontology annotation, molecular function: calcium ion binding. Gene Ontology annotation, cellular component: Z disc; sarcoplasmic reticulum lumen. Gene Ontology annotation, biological process: regulation of skeletal muscle contraction by regulation of release of sequestered calcium ion. Lineage: Eukaryota; Metazoa; Chordata; Amphibia; Anura; Pelobatidae. The record is from RefSeq and is a predicted model, not a curated record.